Molecule: messenger RNA, 621 nt
Organism: Oncorhynchus masou masou (cherry salmon)
Lineage: Eukaryota; Metazoa; Chordata; Actinopteri; Salmoniformes; Salmonidae
Product: granzyme B-like
Biological process (GO): proteolysis
Molecular function (GO): serine-type endopeptidase activity
Source: RefSeq, a predicted model, not a curated record
AUGGGCAUUCCAUUGAACCUGGGUACUCUGCUCCUGAUACUCCUCUUCUACACACAAGUAUACGCAGGGCGUAUCUAUGGGGGCAAGGAGGCUGUGGCCCACAGUAGACCCUACAUGGUUCUUUUGGAGAAAGCUGUUGCCAACAAUCUGAAGCCAGGAAGCUUUUGUGGUUUUCUAGUGAGAGAGGACUUUGUGAUGACUGCUGCCCACUGCAAUGGGGGAUCUAUUAAGGUCAAGCUGGGAGUCCACAAUGUGCAGCAGGAGCAAGGUCAGGAAAUGCUUGUGAAACAGGCAUUUUCGCAUCCAAAUUAUGAUGAAGAAUAUAAUAAUGAUAUCAUGCUACUCAAGCUGGAGGAGAUUGCAGUUUUCACCGACCAUGUGAGACCCAUUGGCCUCCCGCUGACAAAAGAUGAGGAGGUGCCCAAGGACUGUCUGGUGUCAGGCUGGGGACACACUAUCAGGAAUAUAAAGCAAGGCUCCCCUGUGCUUCAGGACCUCAAUGUGACACUGGAGGAGAAUCAACUUUGCUCUGACAACCAUCAGGUCUGCUCAUCAGGACUAAAUGGACCUGCUCAGGAGGACCUGAGCCCUAGGACUAUGCCCCAGGACGACCUGACAUGA